UCCAUCCUUCCACGAAAAAUGAGUCUUUUAACGUUUUUCUUGUAUGCCGCUUUGUGUUGCGGCACCUGGGCGAUUCCAUUCCGUAACUUUUACGACGAUUACUACUCCAGCGACUACUCUGGCGAACGUCCGUGCAUGAUAAAUGAGACGAUAUUGGAGAUUAUGUUUGCAAAUUUACGCAAAUUGAUGUACAGCGGCGAUUACGAAUAUAAUGUUCCUCCGUUGGCACCUUUCGUCAUUGACGAGCCGCACUACAAGAAUUUCUCGAAGAUGUCAGUUUUGAAACGCUUACAAUUGAAUGGAUAUGACAAAUUUAUCGUGGAAGAAGCGAUGGUGAAUGCGAAAUGCACGUCAAUCAAUUUCACCCUAAAUAUCCCUUCAAUCAAUAUGAAGGCGCAGGAAAUUGAUUUACUGGGAAAUGUCUUUUUCAUAAAUGUCAAUGAGAAGAACACAACCAUUGACGGAUACAUCGAAAUGGAGCCAGAUGAAAGUAACGGAUGCAUCGUGCUCAACAACAUCGAUAUCGCAUGGAGUUACGAAGAUGUCGACGUUGAUGUGGAUUCCGAUUCGUACACGUCGCCGCAAUCGCGAGACGUUGCCCGGGAUGUUGCCACGUCCCUCAUUAAGGCACUCAAACGCUUCGACCUGAAUAACAAGGAAAAAACUGUCGAAAGUACCGCACGUCGUGUCUUCAAACGACUUGGAUGCUGGAAAUUCUCCGUCGACACGUUACUCAUGUCCAACGACAGCUAGUUUGAGCUCACCUCGCACGACAUUAUUCAUUCGUGUGUGUGUCUUCUGGCUGAAAAUAAAUAAAUAAAUAAAAUGUACACAAAA
Messenger RNA from Culicoides brevitarsis, 837 nucleotides. RefSeq lists its product as uncharacterized. The transcript has 3 exons. The record is from RefSeq and is a predicted model, not a curated record. The coding region runs from base 19 to 753 and encodes 244 amino acids. NCBI's taxonomy places the organism in Eukaryota, Metazoa, Arthropoda, Insecta, Diptera, Ceratopogonidae.